Messenger RNA from Pistacia vera, 1098 nucleotides. RefSeq lists its product as uncharacterized. The record is from RefSeq and is a predicted model, not a curated record. Bases 1 to 1098 code for a protein of 365 amino acids. NCBI's taxonomy places the organism in Eukaryota, Viridiplantae, Streptophyta, Magnoliopsida, Sapindales, Anacardiaceae. The transcript is spliced from 8 exons.
AUGGGGAUCAAUCAAAAGCAAUUUUCAUUCAUUUAUUGCCCUAUUCCGAAGGUGGCUCCUGGUACAAGAAAAACCCUAGCUAGACAUGCAAAUGUUGUUCCAGAGAAUCAUAGUCUUGUACCGACACCUGAAAUUGCUACAAUCACUGAGAAUAUAGUGGCGAAGAACGUGAGAGGGAAGAGUAGAGGAGUUGGAUGUGAAAGACUCCUAGAAACAGCGCAGUCAAAGUUGCAUGUAGACUUUCAGAAAGAAGAUGGAGUACCAACUGGAGUAAAUGCAUCAAAGUUGAGUACUGAGGUAGGAAUAGUUGCGAGGAACUAUGCCCCGGUAAGAGUGCUUACUUGGAAGAGAGUUCCCUACGAUGUCGAAAAACAAAUGAUUGCUCGGAUCACGACCAAGUUUGACAUUGAUGUCACGGAGCCCCAUGUACUGAAAUGGCUGAAGCACAAAUUGUGUAAGAGAUUCAACAGCUUCCGGAGUGCCCUACACAAGAAAUUCAAAGCAUAUGCUACUAAGGAGGAAGCAUUACAGAAUAGACCAGAAGAAAUUAAAGAUCCUGAUGAUUGGAUAUAUCUUUGUGACCUUUUUUCGAGUGAAAAGUUUCAGGCACGGUCAAAAACUUACACUGAGAACCGGUCGAAGAUGAGGUGUAACCACCGCGGUGGUUCCAAGAACUUUAUCCAGCACAAAAAGGAAAAGGCGCAACAAGUUGGGGAAUCUGUCGGUCCUAUACAAUUAUUUCAUGACACUCGUUGGAGCGCGGAGAAAGGGUGGAUUAAUGAACAAGCAAGAGAGCUAUAUGAAAAAAUGAUAAAGCUGCAAGAGGAAACACAAGCAGGGGAAAGUGAAAAAACUGAAGCUGAGAUAUGUGAGGAAGUUCUGGGUAAAGCUUCCGGAUUUAACCAGAAUUUUGCAUUUUCACAGAUUGAGCAUCAAUCCACUGCAGCAGAAGCAGAGUUAAGGUGCAUUCUAACUAUAGCCCUUGAACUAGAGAAAUCUGAUACAGCUCCAACUCGACAACGCUUGCCUUCUCGAACUGAUGAAGACUCGUCCUCAUCAGCUACAGCUAUUUCAAAUAUCGCAACUGGUGACACUUGA